Labrus mixtus (cuckoo wrasse) is the source of this 1179-nucleotide messenger RNA. It is a transcript of the gene crcp, whose product is annotated as calcitonin gene-related peptide-receptor component protein. Gene Ontology annotation, molecular function: nucleotide binding. Gene Ontology annotation, biological process: transcription initiation at RNA polymerase III promoter. Bases 65 to 499 code for a protein of 144 amino acids. The transcript has 6 exons. The record is from RefSeq and is a predicted model, not a curated record. NCBI's taxonomy places the organism in Eukaryota, Metazoa, Chordata, Actinopteri, Labriformes, Labridae. Gene Ontology annotation, cellular component: RNA polymerase III complex.
UUCGUUACUGCGUCUGUUUCUACCCGGCCCAUUUGAAACGGACUGCAGCAAAGUUCCUGUCGAAAUGGAAGUGAAAAACUCAAGCGCUGCUAUGCUGAGCAACUAUGAGGUGUUCAAACUCCUCACAGACCUGAAGGAACAGAGGAAGGACAGCGGGAAGAACAAACACAGCACGGGGCAGCAGAACCUCAACACCAUCAUGUAUGAGACACUGAAGUAUCUGUCAAAGACACCCUGCAGCAGGCAGAGUCCAGAGAUCGUCAAAGAGUUCCUUAACACCAUGAUGCCUCACAAACUCACAAAGGCGGAGAAACUGCAGCUUCUGAACCACCGACCACAAACAGCAGUGGAAAUUCAGCUUUUGGUGGAGGAGAGUGAAGAGCGGCUAUCAGAGGCGCAGAUUGAGGAGCUCAUCCAAACGGUCUCUGCUGCUCUACCUGGUGACCCCGAGCUGGAAAAUGCAGAUGCAGAGAUGGAGGAAGGUGGUGAACAGUCGUGACACAGUGACGCCCAGAAUGACUCGGACUGUUCGUGGAGAACUGGAGUAAAGUUCGAAGUGAAUACACAACUGGACUGCUUUUUACCUGCACAAUUUUGCAUCCCUGUUUGAACUAAACAACAAGGUGACUAAAGGGAGACACAAAUGCUGCCUGGUCGUGGAUAAAAGGAACCCUUUACUUAAUUUUGAACAGAAAAAGAUAAGCCCGUUCUAAUUUGCAUUUGCUUUUUUAUGUACAAAUGGAUUCAAAUCUAAUGAGCACAUCCCUUCAUAAGGACAGGUGUUAGGACAGUGAGUCACAGAUGUUUUGCAUUGUACUGAUCUAAUUUGUAUUCCACCUUAGAUAUCGUUUAUGCAGAGACAGACUGUUGUUAUUGUGCUGUGUUUGUGGCUCCUGACUUAAUACUACUCAUCACUGUCAUUCUCUCAUUCGUGUGUAAAAUAAGGGGUUUAUGCUGCUGUAUGAUUUACCAAGUCAGACUUGUAAUGGUACAGCACUAACACAAGGUCAGGUAAUAAUAUAAGAGUGGUUGUGUGAUAACAAGCAUGUUUACCAAGAGGUAAUUCAUGUCUUUUUCUAAUGCAGUACUUUUUGUAGCACUCGUUUUUUUUUUCUCCAUAAUGAGAAAAUAUCUACUGAAUCGUGACUGUCAGCAAGUCAACAACAGUUUUCAACAAAG